GCCGCGGCGCGCGAGCGGCGCCCAGGCCGGGAUGUGCGCGGAGCCCCGCGCCUGCCCGCCCGCCGCCCGCCGCCCUCGCCCGCCCGCGCCGCUGGGGCGCUGACCCGCCCCGGCCUCCCGCCCGCCUCCACCGGCAGCGCCAUGGCGGCCCCCAGCAGCAUCGUGCCCGUCAUGGCGAGUAAAACCAAGACCAAGAAAAAGCACUUCGUGGCGCAAAAAGUGAAGUUGUUCCGGGCGAGCGACCCGCUGCUCAGCGUCCUCAUGUGGGGGGUCAACCACUCGAUUAAUGAACUGAGCCAUGUUCAAAUCCCUGUUAUGUUGAUGCCAGAUGAUUUCAAAGCAUACUCAAAGAUAAAGGUGGACAAUCACCUUUUCAACAAAGAAAACAUGCCAAGUCAUUUCAAAUUUAAGGAAUAUUGUCCAAUGGUUUUCCGCAAUCUAAGAGAGAGGUUUGGAAUUGAUGACCAGGACUUUCAGAAUUCAUUGACAAGGAGUGCACCCCUUGCCAAUGAUUCCCAAGCACGCAGUGGUGCCCGCUUUCAUACAUCUUACGACAAAAGAUAUAUCAUCAAAACCAUAACAAGUGAAGAUGUAGCAGAAAUGCACAACAUACUGAAGAAAUACCAUCAGUUUAUUGUGGAAUGUCAUGGGAAUACACUUCUUCCCCAGUUUUUGGGCAUGUACCGGCUUACUGUUGAUGGAGUUGAAGUAUAUAUGAUUGUUACAAGGAAUGUGUUCAGCCAUCGUUUAUCUGUUUAUAGAAAAUAUGAUCUAAAGGGCUCUACUGUGGCUCGAGAAGCCAGUGACAAAGAAAAGGCCAAAGAGCUGCCGACAUUCAAAGACAAUGAUUUUAUUAACGAUGGCCAAAAGAUUCAUAUUGACGAGAAUAACAAAAAGAUGUUCCUUGAGAAACUGAAAAAGGAUGUUGAGUUCCUUGCUCAGUUAAAACUCAUGGACUACAGCUUGCUGGUUGGAAUUCAUGAUGUUGAAAGAGCUGAACAGGAAGAAGUAGAGUGUGAAGAGAAUGAUGGAGAAGAGGAAGGUGAAAGUGAUGGAACUCACCCCAUUGGAACCCCUCCAGACAGUCCUGGAAACACUCUGAACAGCUCACUGCCUUUGGCUCCAGGGGAAUUUGAUCCAGCUAUUGAUGUUUAUGGAAUAAAAUCCCAUGAAAACGCACCUCGGAAGGAAAUAUACUUUAUGGCCAUUAUUGACAUUCUUACUCAUUAUGAUGCAAAAAAGAAAGCUGCCCAUGCUGCAAAAACAGUAAAGCAUGGGGCUGGUGCAGAAAUUUCAACUGUUAAUCCUGAACAGUAUUCAAAGCGCUUCUUGGACUUUAUUGCCAACAUCUUGACGUAACCUCUCAUGUUACAUAGGACAGACACAAGACCUGGGGACAGCAGCAAUGGCUACAAGUGUAGGGAAGAAAAGGAACUCACAGAAGCGCUCAUCUUGCAGAAAGCAACCCCUUUGUUUACAUCUGCUGGCAAAGAUGACUGAAGUGGGGUGGAGUACUCGCUUUAACAGCUGCCUGAUAUUCCCAGCAUAGUUCUAGCUAUUCUGACUCUUUUGUGUGUGCAAAAAAAAAACCUUAAAAUAAAUUAAAUAAAUAGAACAGCUUACUCAGAGUGCACUGUGACAGUAAUACUCUGAUGCUACCAGCUGAAAUGGAAUAAAUGAGCAAAGAGGUGUGGGGUGGGGGUGGGGAAGAGUAAAUGCAUGUUAAAUCUACAAUAUUGAUAUCAAAUUGUAAACUGUGGAUCAGUUUAUUUUUUGAACUAAAAAGAUACAUGACAGUAUUCUUCAUGAUAAUGACAGUAAUAAUAAAAACCUUACUGCGAAUGUUACACUUACACCCUGCACACUGGCACUCCUUAAUAAAGCAGCUGCAACAGCCCUUGGUGCCGGAGGCUUUUCCAAUUCGGUUCCUAGCAGUUGGGGUUUUUUUCCCGUUUUUUCCCUCCCUUUUCCCUCCUUUUUCCGUUUUUGUCGUCUUUUCAGCACAUUACAUCAGGAAGUUCAGCCUCUCAGACAUGUGAGAGCCGGCGUCUCUUACAAAGAACUAACAUAAUUCAUGCUACGUGUACGUUUUUGCUACAGUAAACUUACGUUAAGGGAAGACUUUGCUUAUUUCACUUUGUUAUCUGAAGUUUUCAUUUGUUUUAUAUUAUUGCAAUAUAGGAACUAAUAAUGUUACAAGUGGGAAAAAAAAGCUUAUCUGAAGAGGCACAUAGUUUUGGGCAAUAGUUAGCUCCAUCUUUUCACCUAUAGUGAAAGAUGUGCAGACUGAUAGAAAUUUACUGGGAAUUUGAAGUUUAAAUGCUUAUGUUGUACUGUUGAAACAGCGGUGUUUUAUUAUAGAUUAUCCCUUUAAAAAUGAACCCUGAAUUUUACUGUUUACAUUAUUAGGAAAGCAGGGAUAUUUCUGAAUUUCAGAGCCGUGUACAAUACAUGACUUUUGAGUUUACAUGUAAAGUUAUUUUGCAGUACAAAUGAAGUAAAGUUUGUCAUCUUCCAAGGUGUAAUGUGCAGUAGUGUACUAAAGUGAAUGUCUCGCUCACCUCCGUAAUGGACUCUUUUACAAUAAAAUGAGAAAGGAUAUUUCA
Molecule: messenger RNA, 2606 nt
Organism: Cuculus canorus (common cuckoo)
Lineage: Eukaryota; Metazoa; Chordata; Aves; Cuculiformes; Cuculidae
Gene: PIP4K2A
Product: phosphatidylinositol-5-phosphate 4-kinase type 2 alpha
Exons: 10
Coding region: 142-1359 (405 amino acids)
Biological process (GO): phosphatidylinositol metabolic process
Molecular function (GO): phosphatidylinositol kinase activity
Source: RefSeq, a predicted model, not a curated record